Molecule: messenger RNA, 2718 nt
Organism: Malurus melanocephalus (red-backed fairy wren)
Lineage: Eukaryota; Metazoa; Chordata; Aves; Passeriformes; Maluridae
Gene: DEGS2
Product: delta 4-desaturase, sphingolipid 2
Exons: 3
Coding region: 16-1215 (399 amino acids)
Biological process (GO): ceramide biosynthetic process; sphinganine metabolic process
Cellular component (GO): membrane
Molecular function (GO): sphingolipid delta-4 desaturase activity
Source: RefSeq, a predicted model, not a curated record
GGACCUCUUUGCUUCAUGGAACCUCACUUCUUAUUUUGGCAGCUCUCAGGCAGGGACACCRUGAGCCGGCCAACCUCCACCGGGGCUUGCCGAGUGCCGGGCAAACGCGGCUGUUGUGAACCGCCGGGCAGUGUGAAGGGUGRCUUACACGUGAUACAACCAAGUGUAUCCAACAGCUUACCACUGCCAAAAGGAACAUGCCUUUCUCCUCCUAAGGUUCUUUUGCACCAGCUCCUCAGCACCUUUGGUCAUUUGAACUCACAGCUCUGGCGUGGAGCUAACCCAGUGGAAAGCAAAAUCCAGGAUGACCUGGGAAGCGUCAGCACGGCAAAGUAUCCAGAGAUCAAGACUCUGAUGGGACCAGAUCCACAUUUAAAAUGGAUUGUAUCUGGAAUGGUUUUCACGCAGCUUCUGGCAUGCUACCUGGUGAAAGACUUAGCUUGGAAAUGGAUUUUCUUCUGGGCUUAUGCUUUUGGGGGUUGCAUCAACCAUUCGCUGACCCUCGCCAUCCAUGAUAUUUCCCACAACGUGGCCUUUGGGAACAAGCAGGCCAAGUGGAACCGCUGGUUCGCAGUCUUUGCCAACUUGCCCAUUGGCGUCCCCUACUCUGCCUCCUUCAAGAAGUACCACAUUGACCAUCACCGGUAUCUGGGAGGGGACAGCUUGGAUGUGGACAUUCCCACAGACUUUGAGGGCUGGUUUUUCUGCACGCCGCUUCGGAAGUUGCUGUGGCUCUUCCUGCAGCCUCUGUUCUACAGCCUGAGACCGCUGUAUGUGAACCCCAAAGCAAUCACACGGAUGGAAAUCCUUAAUGCUUUUGUCCAGUUUUCUAUAGACCUCAUUAUUUACUACCUGUGGGGGCCCAAACCUGUUAUUUACUUGAUAGCAGGUACAAUCCUUUGCUUGGGUUUUCAUCCCAUUUCUGGGCACUUCAUAGCAGAACACUACAUGUUCCUAAAAGGGUAUGAGACAUACUCUUAUUAUGGACCUCUGAACUGGCUCACCUUCAAUGUAGGCUACCACAUGGAGCAUCAUGACUUCCCCAGYAUUCCUGGAUGCAGACUGCCCAUGGUGAAGAAGAUUGCAGCAGAAUAUUAUGAUAACCUCCCACAUCACCAGUCCUGGAUUCGAGUUCUGUGGGACUUUGUUUUUGAUGACACUCUUGGUCCUUAUUCAAGGGUGAAGAGACUGUGCAAGCUGGCAAAGGAAAGUUAAUGRGGCAGCUCUGCCUGCUGCAGUGGUGUGUGCUUGUUCUUUCCCAUGACUUCAGAUUUCUGCAGAAAUAGAAGGAUCUUAGUGUGUGCUGAAUUAAUGUUAGUCCAUGCUGCUUAUGCCAAGAGGAAGAGUGUGAAGUGAAGCAAUUUUAGACUACAGAGAUACAUUUAAUAAUGUAUAUUUAUACAUGUAACUCUGAGAAACUAGACUAGAGUGAACCUAUGAUUAGGUGUAGAAUUAACUUUCCUGGGACACAURUGCCUAAGCCCAAGAUUUGGCUUUGUCUGCAGGGGAGAAUGUUKGCAGUGUUAUGUGUGAGCAUGUGUGUGUGUAGCUCAGGACUGGUUUCUCUUGAUGCCAGAUUGGAAGUGGAUGCUCUGUGUGCACAGGACUGUGAAGCAGGGAGGACUGGCAUGCAGAAGUAAAUGAUACUCUCUGGASAAUACAAGAGUGCUUUUGGCUCAAUGUCUUGUCUAAUAUCUUACUUCUGAUAAUUGCUCAUAGCAGAGAUUUUAUAUAUGCAAUGGAAUAUGUUUAUAUUUUUCUAUGUCUGUAACAUUAUUUUAGUAGCUGCUGUUUGAUCUUUAUUCCAGGGCUUUUUGUGAACCUUUUCUCAAUGAAUGUUUAUUCUUAGGAUCUAAUACUYAUUGUAGCUGACAAACCUGAACUGUGGCAAGGAGAAAUCCUUCCUUUAGUCUUCCACCUACUGCCCUGAUCAGCAGCAUGGAUGUGCCUCUGRAGAAACUGCGUGAUCCUUUCUCACUCACCUUUUCAACAGUAUUCACAUCUACAURUAUCUCAUCCUUUUCCCUACUGUAAGUCCUCUGGGGAAAGGAGAGGUCCUARUUUUAAUUUUUUCUUGCCAAGACUGUUAGCAUUCCUGGUCACAUUUCUUGGUCUCCUCUGUAUCACACCCCUUUCUGUGCAUGGAAUUUAGGAGUACAUGUCAGUGGAGACAUGGAGAUGUCUUCAUCUCAGUGGUGGUAUUUGUUCCUUCAGAAUCAUGGGAACUUUUUUCCUCUGUCAUUCAAGGGGCAUAGCUUGACAUUUGGGAAGCACGUGAUASUCCAGCUAUAUAAAAUUGCCAGUGGUGGUGUUAAGGGGAGGUACCUGGAACAUGGAGAUGGGGUUGUUUCUCUCCCUGUGUCUCCUACUUGGUGCUAUUGACAUCAYCCUUCAUCUCUCAUUUCUACCCCUGGCAUACGAAAACCUUCCUGCCUGUCCUCUCCAACUAUAAACUUCUGGCUAUCCUCAAUGAUUCUGUAUCAUUAAAAACCUUAAUCAACAUAAUCUUUCUCCAAGCAGAAUAAUAUCUUGGGAGUCAGGAAUUCAGAUACCAYCUGAGUUCCAUCUACCAUGGAAAGCUGGCAAAAUAUUUCUGCUUUUACUAARUAGUUAAAAGAGAGAUCUGUAUAGGUGCUCUUUCUCUGUAACCCUUUAACAGUUUGGGUUUUUUUCUUCUGGAAAUCCAUGGCUGCAAUAAAGAAAAGGAUUUAUUGYGCA